CCUUCCAGACUCACCAUGCCCCUCUCCGGCGAUGAGCCCAUCUGCCCCAAGUUCCAGCCCAACAUCUUUGACCCCUCCCGCUGCCACGACUGCCUGCGCCAGAGGCACCUGCAUGCUGGCGCAGGGGCAAGCGCCGAGGCAGCACCACAGCAGAAAUCCACAGCAGAGACUGGAAUUGGGACUAAAACUGGGACUGACACUGGGAUUGGAUCCGGCAAAGGAGGGCUGCUAACACCGAUCCCAUCCCAGGCAGAGGAAAGAGAUACCAGCAGCAAGGAGGAUUCUGACGGUCUGUCUGUGGUGAGCAGCUACUGUGAUGUCAAUGGAGGCCGACUUGGUUAUCAGGAGAGCUCUUUGUGCAUCCUAAGCCCGGACUGUGAGCUUUACAUCUGUGACGGCGACGACGACGACAGCACUGACAGCUGUCGUGACCAGAGUGACUACCAAGAGUUCAGCGGCUCUGUCAGUGCAGAGGACGAAUACCUGCCAAUCCGUCGGCGUUCAACCACACUCGACAUGACCCGGCUUGACCCUCCACCCCAUCGGCCCAACCCUCGGGCCUGGAUGGAGGAAGCUCGGAGCAGAGACAGCUUCAGCAGUCGAUCGGGGUUAAAAGAAGACAGAGAGAAGCGUGAAAGUGGCUACUUCUCCCUGGGGAGGGCAGCGGGUGCCCGUCUACUCCAUGAUAACAGCCCGCCGGCUCCUUACCGCCAUUUUGAGAGAGGACGUCCCAUCUUCAACAGUAGAAACAUUGAGCCCAAAGACACCGUCCCCUUCAGAAAUCCUAACCUUGGUGUGGCCUCUGAACGGCAGAUACUGGAGGCUCUAAAUGAGGACCUGCCAGUGGAAGUCCUGCCUCCUGACCCUUAUGAAAUUGCCGUUGAGGUUGAAGCGCAAGUUGGCCCCCGCUCUCCGAGUCCUACUCCUUUUAAGAUAGCGGAGUCGCUAGCCUCCACUCGGCGAAAAGGUUUCAGCAGUUCAUAUGGCCGGGGAAACCCUUCUUCUCCGGUCUCUUCCUAUCAACAGUCAGGACGUUUUGAUUCCUCAAGGCAAGGUUCAGCUCUGCAAUCUCGCUCUUCUUCUCCCUCACGUGGAAACUUACCAUUCAGACGCAGUGAGUCCACUGCUUCCCUCAGCAGGCCUACUGUUGAUGGAGGAGGGUGGUCUCGAGGGACAGAGCCAGGGUCCAGAAACUCCUCGCAAAGCACUCACGGACGACGUGUUGAGUCAGGAACUCUGCCAAGAAACUUUAAAUCCUUUGCUGUUUCAGGAAAAUCUCAGUCCAGCACUGUGUCUGAUUUUAGGAGUGCCUUGAGAAAAACAGAAGUAAGUGGGUCUUUGAGUGGUCGGGGUCGUGACAGCAGAGGCUCAUCUCCCUCAAGGAGGGACAACAACCCUUCAGGCCAAAUGUCUCUUCGCAAAACUGAAAUCACCAGCAGUUCAUAUACUGGACGUGGAAACGACAGUCGUACUUCGUCUCCAUCUAGGAGAACUUCGAGCCUGCGGGACAGUCCCAGUUCCUCACCGCCAAGGAGAAAUUACAGCUCGUCUAGCCAAUCUAUCCUCCGUAAAUCUGAAUCAAUAAUGUCUCUAAGCGGACGUAGUCACCAUGGACGCUGUGGCUCCCCCAUAAGAGAAGGCUAUGAUAUUGAAAGCCAGGCUCUGCUACGUAACCCAACAGCUAGGAAUGAACUGAAUGAUCAAGAACACGAAAGCCCCACCGUGUCUCCAUCCAGACGAAGUUAUGACACAAGCCAAGCCGUACUACGUAAGACUGAAUCAAACACUGUCAGUGGCAGUCGAGGCCGUGACAGCCGUAGUUCCUCUCCUGGAAGGAGAGGCCAUGAAACCCCAACUCAUUAUCAGCUUAGGAAAACAGAUACCAGUGGUUCAUUACAUGGCCGUAGUCGUGAAAGUCGUAACUCCUCCCCUGCAAGGAGAAGCUAUGAAGCUCCAUCUCAGUCUCUGCUGCGCAAGUCUGAAGUAAGCAGUUCAGUCAGAAGUCAUAAUAGCCACAGUACGUUGCCUUCAAGGAAAAGCUAUGAUGCUCCUGACCAGCGCUCACUGCGGAAAACAGAAACUAGCAGUUCCUUUACCAGCAAGAAUCACAACAGCCGCAACUCCUCUCCCGCUAGAAAAGGCAACAGUGACCCUCCAGGCUACUCAAUCCUCAGAAAUGCCACUAAUGGAGAUUCCAGCCAUUCCCUUCAGAGAAAAAACACUAACCAUGACUCAAAAACUGACUCCAAUCGCUCACCAUUCUCCUGGCGGGAACCGACUCAUUCCCACCGCAGCUCCUCGUUAUCACGUGCUGCCUCCCCCUCUAGACAGACCACAAAUGGCAGAAGAACGGCUUUCGUCACCUUGGAAACACCCAGGAGCCCAGGCAGCAUCAGAUCUGGGGUUGGUAGACGUGGCCAUGAGGAGCGCUGCCAAUCCCCUAAUGACAAGAGGCCCUCCCACCGUGUACGGAGCCCUUCUCCUUCACCUCAGAUUCAAAUGCGAAAACACACCUCCUCCCAGAGCUCCAUGGAGUCCUCAGAGUCGGGCCAACCAUCACUGGGGUCCACAGGACGGAACAGGGAGGAGUAUGCCAUGAUAGCCGACGUGCCGAAGGUUAAAAUGAUCCAUCAGAGAGAGGGGCCAGGCCAAAUGGGGCGGCCUCAGAACCAGCAGCCAUCUCGGAGACAGGAACUUUUUAAACCAGCCAGCCACUCCCUGACCAAGCAUCCCUCCAGAGAGUGGGAAGAUGCAGGGGACACCGAGAGAGACUGGCACUAUGGCGGCAGCGGGUAUCUAUCUCGAGCUCACUCCUCCACCUCAUUACAGAGGUCUGGCAGUCCCACGGCAGAUGAAGGCAGUUCUUGGAAAGGUAGCCACAACAGAUCAGAACAAAUGCAGCCUGACCUCCUGAACUUCAAGAAGGGAUGGAUGUCCAAACUGGACGCCAGUGGAGAGUGGAAGAAGCAUUGGUUUGUUUUGACUGAUGCUGGACUGAAGUACUACAGGGACUCAAGUGCAGAGGAGAAAGAUGACUUGGACGGGGAGAUUGACCUAAAAUCCUGUGUGAAGGUGUCCGAGUUCGAUGUGGAGAAGAACUAUGGGUUUCAGAUACAGACACGGGAGGCCGCGUUCACACUGUCCGCCAUGACGGCUGGAAUCAGGCGGAACUGGAUAGAGGUUUUGAAGAAGAGUGUCCGGCCCAGCAGCUCUCCAGACCUCACGCAAUUACCUGACAGCAACAGUGACAAGGAAAACUCCCAUUCUCGCUUCCUGCUGUCUUCCCGUCGCCCAUCAUCACGCCAUGCCGACGUUCAGUCAGAUGUUCCAACCUCUGCCCCUCCUACCCAGCGUAGGUUUGACUAUGUUGAGCUGUCUCCUGUUCCCGCAUCGUCCAACCCUCUCCCGGCCAGUGAGAGACAAGAGGGAGAAGGCCAGGGGAAGGAGCACAGCCAAUGGCAGGAAGAGAGGAACACGAGUAGCCAGUGGGAGGCUGUGCUGUCCAGGAAGGGCACCGGCGUGGGGUCGAACCAGCGGCUACGUACGGAGGAUGAAAUAGAGAAAAAGUGGGCCGAGUUUGAACGCAUGCCGUUAAAGGAGAUGAGCUCCUUGCCGCCAGUGGGAUCACGGUCUUCCAGCCAGUCAGCCAAUGAGGCGCUGCAGAGGGAGGUGGCGUCACUGAGGCAGCAGCUGGAGCAACUACAAGGAGGCAGAGGAGGGGUAGGGGGAGGGAGGGACGGAAGAGGUGUGAGGGGUGGCUGUGGCCCCGAGGCCCUCUGCGGCCGCAGCCUGGCAGCCAUGGAGCGUGCUCAUCGGCAGGCGCUUGAGGAGCUGCAGAGGCAGCACAACCGCCAGAUCAAGGAGCUGGAGACCGACAGGGACAGGCUGCUGCUGGAGGAGGCCCAGGACACAGCACGAGUAAUGGAGGCUUUGAAGAAGAAACACAAAGAGGAGCUGGAGAGAGAGGUGGAGAAAGUCAAGAGGCUAAGCAGUGGGGAUUCACAGACUUUACGAGUCCAACAACAGGCAGAAAGUCAGGCCUUUCAGAGGGAGCUGGCCGGACUGUCUGAGCGCUACUCUCAGAAGUGUCUGGAGCUAAACCGAGCUGAGCAGAACAACGCUGAGAGAGAGAGGGAGAUCGGCCGCAAGGAGAGAGAUAUGGAGCAGCUGAGGAAAGAGAACCAGGACUUAAGGGCCCGUUUGAAGGAGGAGAUCAGUCGCAUGCGAUCUACCACCGCAGAUCACGGCUCAGAGGACAACAAAGACGGGACGCCUUGCGAACUAGAGGUUCUUCUCAGGGUGAAAGAAAAUGAGAUAGAGUACUUACACAAGGAGAUCAGCUGUCUAAGGAACGAACUGCAGUUUCUUAACACGGAGAAACGGCUGGCCUGUGAACGAUAUACAGAGAUGCGCGAGGAGCUGAGUGGGAUGAAGGGCCGGAGUGAGCGAGAGAUCCAGAGUCUAAAGGAGCACCUGAGGCUGGCCAUGGCUGCUCUGCAGGAGGGGCAAAAGCUGGGUAACAGCCUGGACCACUGAGAUCCUGCUGCUGGUGCCACUGCGCUCUGGCAGACACAGAGACAGGUGCGUGUGCACCAUGGUGACUGAAUCAAAGAGGUAUACAGAAAAGCAGAGGAGAUGAUUGUUGGACUACAGUUCCGGCUGUGUGGGGACCAUGAUAGUGCCUUAGUUUUCAAUCAUUCUGCCAAUGAGCAGUAUAGAGUAGCUAUUAGCUGGUUUCAUUACACUGGGCCACAUGUGAUAUAUAAAACUGCACUUUUCUUUUUUUUUUAUUAUAGCUUUCGCUUGCUUUUAGUGCAAGCAUGUAUGAGUGCGCAUUUGGUCUGAAAACUGGAAUAUUUGUUGAGUGACAUGUUUUUUUUUUUAAAUCAGGUAAUGUAGAGGUCAUAGAGUGAAGAGUUCAUACUGUAUCAGCUUUUCUUGUUGGAUAAUCUUCUCAUUGCCUCUGUGUCUUCUUGCGUGAGACAGCAGGGGUCAACACAGUUACAUAAGAGCUACUGUCAUCUCCGUUUUCUAUGUUGUACAGCUUUUGAGUCGUGUUUACUUUGUGAAAAUGGCACACGUUUCUUUAGAAAUGGGAGCUUAUCAUUUGCUGUAAUUAUUGUUUUUUUUACCUGGAAACAAGUGAGCUUAUGUAGUGUUGUGUUUGUGAAUAUGAAAUUCAGAAAUAUAUUGGGAUUAAUACAGGACAAGACAGCAAACGUUUCUUAUUCCUGGCAGGCUGAAUUGGAAGUUGAUCUAUGACUAUAUGGUAGCAAAUUCAGGCUCAACUUUCUUUGGGGAUGCUUGUAAAAGCUGUUGAAUGAAUGUUAUCCCACAUCACACAUGUUAUCAUUUUUAAACGUGAGAAGCAGGAACUCUCAAGCUUCCAGUCUCCCCUGAUCAUUGGCAUUAACGUGCCGCCACCACCACAACAAAUGACAGGUGUUGCAUCGAUGAGCCAAUUUUUUUUUAUUGAAAGUAUGAAUUGUGAUAUCUACCUGCCUUUUGAAAAUAUUUUCAUAUUUAAUGUACUGUAGAGCCUGUAUCAUCUUUGUAAAUUAUACACAAUUUUUGCAAUCAAUAAAAUAAGUUCAACAGAAA
Dicentrarchus labrax (European seabass) is the source of this 5601-nucleotide messenger RNA. RefSeq names its product TRIO and F-actin binding protein b (gene triobpb). Bases 16 to 4536 code for a protein of 1506 amino acids. Lineage: Eukaryota; Metazoa; Chordata; Actinopteri; Moronidae. Gene Ontology annotation, biological process: actin filament organization; positive regulation of substrate adhesion-dependent cell spreading. Gene Ontology annotation, molecular function: actin filament binding. Gene Ontology annotation, cellular component: actin cytoskeleton. The transcript is spliced from 18 exons. The record is from RefSeq and is a predicted model, not a curated record.